GUAUUAAAACUGAUUCUCUCGCUCUAACUUCUCGACCACACUGCCUUUGUCCCAUAGCCAUCUGGCCCAUUCUCAGCAGGAUGUCACAAGGUUUGUCUUCGUAACAUGGACAUCGGGUCAUCUCCCCCCCCCCUCCCCCCGCUGGGUGCAGGAGAGCAUUGUAGCAUCCGGUUCCCCACGGCCCAGCACCUUGUGCAGCUAUUUAUGCCCGUGCAAAGGGGGAAGUGGGGGAGACUAGCCAAUUAGAAAGGUAGCGUUUUGUAAAUUUGUCAGUGUUGUAGAUACACCCAGAGGCAAUGGGAGUAUCAGCCUCAUCCAUCUAUCUUAAGGAUUUCCAGGAGUGCCCAUCACUGUGGUAUAUGUCCAUUACAGUGCUUUAUAAUACUAACUAUACAUUUUUUUAAAAAAAGUAAAUAUUUUGCUCAUGAUCUUAUGGGAUUAUUGACACUCCCCACAAGUGAUAUUGUAACAGCCCCAGGGUAAAGCAUACAACAGAGGAACCUUCUGUGGUGGGGUCAGAAUCCUGGACUGAUGGGCUUUGCAAUCAAGAAUGAUUUGCCUUCAGAAUUAGUAUUUCAUAUAGGAGUGAACUGAGUAUCAAGAGAGAGAGGCAGCAUAGUCCAAUGGACUGCGCACUGGACUAGAAAUCCGGAGACAUGGGUUGUAUUUCUGACUGACCUGGACAAAUCUCUCCUCCUCUGUUUCCCUGUCCAUCUUGUCUAUUUAAGCCCUAAGCUCUUUGGGCAGGGACUGUCUCUCACUAUGUGACUAUACAGCACCUAGCAAAACAGAGCCCUGAUCUCAGUUGGGGCCUUUCAGUGCUACGGUGAUUCAAAUAAUAACUAUACCUAGAUGAAGACCUGAUGUUAGUAGGUUGGCAUUGAUUAGAGCUUCUUUAUUCCAGCCAAGCCGGUCACUCUGCUGUAGUUCAGGUUCAUGUUUAACAGCCAGUUUUUUUAUGUGCUCUAAAACCCACUCCGAUAGUUUGGAAAGUUGUAGUACUAUCAGUGGUUCAAAACUAGGGUCAUUUGAGCAAGGGAUUUCCAAGAUCAGCCCCUUAAAAAGUCACAUGAUUGCAAAUAAAGACUCCAGCCCUGACGCUCAUUUACACCAAAGGAAUUGCGCUGGCAGGGUAAAGCAGCCUUAAAGCAAGUGUAAAUGCAAGCCCCAGAGUGGUGUAAAGGAGCUGCACUGUAAAUGAGGAUCCAGGCCUCUUUUCAGUGAUGUUGACCCAUAACAUGUUAUAAAUUAACUCGGGGGUUAAUGGAUUCCCAAAGGGCAGGCUUGAGAAUAGGACAGUCUAUUUUGUACAUCUGCAUGCCUUAGGCUUGGGUUGCAUCCCUCUUGAAAAAUGCCCCCGGUGACUCACACAGAUAAGGCAGCUGUUUGUUAAUUUGCUCCAUGUUAAAAAGCAGAGAGGCUGCACUGAGUGAAAUGAAACCUUUCAACAUGCCUCUGAGCCCCUUUACCAGCCUGACACCCAAGGAGUGUCUCUGAGCUGGCUGACAUGCUACCCGUGUGUCAGACGGAAUGACGGAUGUAGAGAGCCAUGUUGGUAGAGGGUUGAUUUUUAUGAUCCUCCAGGGUGAUAACUGAAUUGCAGACAAUGAGUUACUAAGAAAAAGGAGCCAUUUAUACUUUUACUGAGUACAAUGACAGGCUUAUGUUCAUUAUUUAAAAGCAAAAGGGAGUCUUUUGUCAAUGAAAAAAACACACCAUAAGGCAGGUGCUGACAAGUCUUGCGGUUCCAGACAGGAGUAUUUAUGAGCAUAAUGCUGAUCUGCAAGCGAUACACAGGGAUUAUUUCAGCCUUCGGAACAGGAGGUGAACACAUUACAGGGCAAAAUCUUGUAGGAGGCCGCCGGACCCUUUGCCAUAAAUAUUCUGGAGCCACUUGGGUGUGGGGCAUCUCUUCUGUCAUCAUGCCUAAAGCCCCGAGGAUGAAGAGCUGGGAUGAGGGCUGCUGCAUUCCAGCCUUAGGGAUGGUUUUCUGCUGGGAGUUCAGGAGGAAAAAGCCUUUGCUCCAGAGGAAAGUGGUAUUUGGCCAGCGCUUGGUUGAGACCAUGGCAUAUGAACAGAAAUUUGGGCAGCACCUGGUUCCCAUCCUGGUGGAGACAUGCGCAGAGUUCAUACGCGAGCAUGGCAUGAAUGAGGAGGGCAUCUUCCGACUGCCUGGCCAGGACAACCUGGUGAAACACUUGAGGGACGCAUUUGAUGCUGGGGAAAGGCCAUCUUUUGACCGCGAUACAGAUGUACAUACGGUGGCCUCUUUGUUCAAACUCUACCUGAGGGAACUCCCAGAGCCGGUUGUACCCUGGUUGCAGUAUGAGGACUUCCUCCUGUGUGGGAUGCUUCUGAAUGGCAAUGAAAUGAAGGGUCAUCAGGAGCUAGUGAAGCAGCUGUCCCUGCUUCCCCGAGUCAAUUACAACCUCCUCAGUUAUAUCUGCAGGUUCCUACAUGAAAUACAGCUGAACUCCAGUGUCAACAAGAUGAGUGUGGAUAACCUGGCAACAGUGAUUGGAGUGAAUCUCAUCAGGCCAAAGAUAGAGGACCCUGCAGUUAUUAUGAGAGGCACCCCCCAGAUCCAGAGAGUGAUGACUGUGAUGAUAAGUGACCAUGCCAAGCUCUUCCCCUUGUCAAAAGAUGAGCCCCCUUCUCCACCCACCACCCAAAGGAACGAUUCCAAGAAGAUCCAAGUGCCACGCAGUUCUGUGGGCUGGGAUGCUGCAGAAGAUCCACCAGCGUCCAAGGCAAACACUGUAACCCAAGGCCAAAGGAGAGAUGACCUAGAUACCAGCAGUCCCACUUCUUCCAGAGCAGAAGUCAGGCUGGGCGCAUCUCUCGAAGAUAAUGAUGUAAACCAACCCAAAGAUAUGUUGGAAAUGUGGAAAAUACAGUCCAGGAAAAGAACUCAGACCCUUCCUAACAGGAAAUCCUUCCUAACUGCUUCCUCUCAGGGGGAGAAAGCCAGCAGUGAUAAAAAUGACAUAUUCAGCAAUGACUUUUGGACAUCUUCAGGAAGUCAGUUGUCUCCUACUUCCCCGACAGAUGGACACAAAAGAACAUUGUCUCAGGAUCUUUUUAAGCUGCUCGACCUUCACCGGACUUCGACCUACGACAAUGUCCCUACCUGCCAGGCAGAGAGUGGGGAAAGCGCUUGCACUAGCCCUUUCAGCACAGUAAGCAGCAGCUCCAAGAAAGAUUUGUUAGCAAACCAAAGCCCCAACCUUGUGCCAAAGGAACUAUCGGGUCCAAACAUCGGUGCUGAGGACUGUGGCUCUGGUCAGGAGAACCUGGAGGCCCUUCAAAAGGUGAUGCUGGGGCUGAAAAAAGAAAUGGAAAUGCAGAAAAAGGACUAUGAAGAGCAAAUUAAAAGCCUCCAGAAGGAGAACUACGAAGUCUGGGCCAAAGUGGUGCGACUGAAUGAAGAGAUCGAGAAAGAGAAGAAGAAGUUUGCGGCGCUGGAACUGAAGUUUCAGAAUGUGGAGAGCUCACGGGAAGACGUUGAGAAGAGGAACAAGGUGCUGGAGCGGGAGAUCCAGGACUUCAGGAAAUCCAUGAGAGAUCCCAGGGACAAAAGAAAAUAAGAGAACGGACCUGGAUUUGUACACACAUGGAGUACAGCUGCAUGGGGGAUUAUCCUCCGCCUUCAGAUAGGAAUUGCCAGACUGGAUUGAACCAGGGGUCUCUCUUGUCCAGAAUUCUGUUGCUGUGAAUGGCCAGCACCAGCUGGUUCAGAGGAGGGCAUAAGGAGCUCUACAGGUUAAUCUUCCGCUAGGGAAAGUUCCUUCCUGACCUCUAGUAGUGAGAGGUUGGUUUAUGCCCUGAAGUAGGAGGGUUUACAUCCUUUUCAAAACUCUCUCUUUUGUUUUUUUAAUCCUACUCUGUUCAUGUUAUCCGUAUAUAUGGCCAAUAAUUUUUUGAAUUCUGCUAAACACUUGGCAUGAAUAAUACCAUGUGGCAGGGAGUUCCAUGUGCUGAUUGUACAUGAUUGUGGCCCUGAAGGAAUCUCUCUGUCACACACCAGUUCCCUGGCCUGAAGGGUGAUAACACUUGUCCUGGGAGAAAGGACUGAUGGUUUUUAAGUUUCUCAGAGGGGAACAAAAAUAACACUGAAAAACUGGAACCAGGAAUUUGGAAGAGCCUGUGGCCUUAUCAUUACAUAGGUGACUGCUCUGAGUUUGGCUGGACAUUGUACCGCAUCCUACGGUUAAAUCCUUUUUCUCCAUCCUCUGCUUCUAGCCUGAGUGAAAUUACAGUUUUCAGAAUAAAGUCUAAAUUUUAGUAUUGCUGUCAUAGAGAUGGAUAAAACAAACUAGAUCACCUUAUGAUAAAACUAGCACCCCUCCUCCCUGGAAGUCCAGUGCAGGAUUGUUCCCCAAAGUAUAUUGUACCGUCACACUUUAUAUUAAUGUUCCAUUUAUAAAUAGUCUAUAACAGGUUAAGAAAUCAUAACUGUUGUUUUAAUAAAUGGUUAGUCAAUCAUUUUAGAUUGUUGUGGACUCCAAUAGGCCAAUAGAUUGCUUAUAAACAUAACAUGCUAAUAAUGUGCUUAUAACCCUCUAUAACAUAUGCGACUGAUGGCUGUAACCUGCUUAUAACAUCAUUUAUUAACCCUUCAUAAAUGAUUUAUAACUCACAGAAUCA
Messenger RNA from Dermochelys coriacea (leatherback sea turtle), 4647 nucleotides. RefSeq names its product Rho GTPase activating protein 25 (gene ARHGAP25). The record is from RefSeq and is a predicted model, not a curated record. Gene Ontology annotation, molecular function: GTPase activator activity. The coding region runs from base 1764 to 3587 and encodes 607 amino acids. Gene Ontology annotation, biological process: phagocytosis, engulfment; signal transduction; actin filament organization. The transcript has 8 exons. Lineage: Eukaryota; Metazoa; Chordata; Testudines; Dermochelyidae. Gene Ontology annotation, cellular component: phagocytic cup.